This is a messenger RNA of Physella acuta, 4219 nucleotides long. RefSeq lists its product as uncharacterized. Gene Ontology annotation, cellular component: cilium; plasma membrane; stereocilium tip. The record is from RefSeq and is a predicted model, not a curated record. Lineage: Eukaryota; Metazoa; Mollusca; Gastropoda; Physidae. Gene Ontology annotation, molecular function: protein binding.
AUGAAGAAGGCAAUAUAAAUCUCCUUAGGGUUGUGUGUAGGGGAUGAUUGUAUCAGAACAACUAGCUCAACAAUUUUACGUCUUAUUAUCAUUCUGGGUCGUUUUGAUUUUGGUGGAUUUUCUUUAUAAUUGUGUAUUCUGUAACACGUAUUGUGAGAUUUUAAAAUUCGUGAGUGGUCAAUGGAGAUCUAAACACAACCUAGGUGAGUAGUUACUCGCGUGCUGUGACGCCAUGUUCAAGGAGUCAGUGAAUCACUUCCAGGAACUGUCCUGCCAGUUGUUGACCCACAAGGAACGUGACGCCCUCCAGAAAGUUCUAUUCAACUACCAGAAGACCAACGACCUGGAAAAGUUGUGCUCGGCUCUGAAAGUUUUGCUCAACACGCCGGAGCGGAGCAAGUUGUUUGCUUACAUCCGGGCUCCUAUGAGCAGGGCCGAGAGGCAACAUUUUGAUCAGCUGAUCUGGGGCAACAAGGGAAAGGCAAGCAGGAAAAAUUACGGUAGAAUCGCCACGCCUCCUAACACCAUGACGUCAUCGGAGCAUUACGUCACGAUUUAUGGAUCACGGGGUGAAUCUAUGGGCUUCAGUAUCAGAGGCGGGGCAGAAUUCGGACUGGGAAUCUACGUCAGUAACAUCAAGCCUAACUCUCCGGCGGCUCUAGCCGGCCUGCAGGUGGGGGAUCACGUGAUAACCGCCAACGGUGUGGACCUGGACUGUGUGGCCAACAGCGGUGCCGUCAAGGUGUUGUCCAGCUCAGCGCUGCUCAACCUGGUGGUGCUCAGGUGUGGCAAGGUGCCAGAGUGGAAGGUGGCCAAGGAGAGGGUGUUGUGGUUUGAUGUCUCGAGGAGUCGUGUUGUGGGUCGACCACCGGUCAGUGAAAGUCCAACAUCCAAAGGAUUACCCAACAUUCUAGUGGAGAAGAAACUGGUACUCACCCUAGGGGGCGACACCGACUUCAUCGGCCUCAAUAUUCGUGGGGGGACAGAGUACGGUAUUGGGAUCUAUGUCUCUAGAGUCGACAAGGGUGGCCUUGCAGCACGUAGUGGUCUAGCACCAGGGGAUCAGAUAGUCAGGGUCAACGACACAGAUUUUCUAAACAUUACUCACACUGAUGCUGUGGAUGUACUCAGGUCUAGUGCUCACCUCAUACUCACUGUUAGGUCUGUUGGCAAGUACCCCGUGUUCAAAGAACUUUGUGCUGAAUACACGUGGAGCGACGGGCAGAGACACGCAUACAACCAACAGGUGCUGAGAAACAAAAUAAUCACAGCUCCAGGCAGAAGCCACGCCCACCACACACGUGAGAGCAGCAUUGACCAGGGACCCGGGGCUCGAGUGACGUCAGACGAUGAGUGGGAUUCUUCUGACCUUGAUGUCAUAGAAGACCUUGACCUUGCCCUGCAGGUUGAGUCUGACCGCUACCCGGGUGAGCAAAACAUCCUGUUCAGACGAGGACAUGAGGACACAUGGCAGGACAUUGAGAGUCUGAAGGACGUCCACUCCGGGUCUCUCUCAGACAACAGCCAGCACAGCUCAGACGUCAGCGAAUACGUCAUGGACUACACGACCUUCUUGCAGCAGACUCGUGACGUCACCCACACACUGAACCACGUGACCACGCCGGAAGAGGAGGAGCCGGUGAUUGAAACAACGGUGGAGGAGGUCGUCACGGAUUUCACCUCACAGCAGAAACCGAGACAAAUAAGUCACGUGGGUACGGACGAGAUUUACUCACAGGUCACGGAACUGACAGGUAAACGCACGCAGUCAAGCGUAGCGUCCAGUGUUAGGUCAGCUCCGAUAUACGCCACGGUGAAUAAGAGCAAGAAACACGAGACCAGUGCCAGAACAGGAAGUGACGUAGUGGUGCCAGACAGAGUGAAGGAGUGGCCAGACGAGGAAGCAGCCGACAGGGAGAUCCUGGCGUCACAGAUUGAACAGCUCGAGGCCAGGAAGUCCCAUCUGGGCUCGUGGGAGAUCACGAAAGCCGCAGGGAUAACUGUCAAUGGGGUGUCGGUCAACGGGACUUCGGUCAAUGGGACAUCUUCCUCGGCCGCCUCAGAAGUUUCGUCUGACGACACAGACCAUCGGAAAAAUGGGACGUGGUCGUCCAUAAAGAGCCGGAUAAAAGGAAGUUUCCGGAUCAAGGGAUCUGGCUACAAAAAACGAUCGUCUAUUCCUUCGUCUGAUGUGUUUUCAAUCGAGAAGAGCAGCAUCAGUUCCGGUUCGUUACGUCAGAAGGGCGUGUUUGAGCGGAGCUUCGGCUCGCAGAUCCUCAACACGUCGAGCGAGAGGUACAACCUGAUGGGGAUGUUGGAGGAUCACGCCAGGAUUCUACUCACGGAGGACGAAUGUAGGGCGGUCAUCAGGCACAUCCAUAGUUACCAUGACAACAAAGAUUUGGAACGACUGAUCCAGCUUCUCCUGGAGAUUCUAGACACAGACACUAAACGGUCGCUACUCGAUGACGUCAGGCGUGUUUUAGCGCCAAGCCACAUCAGUCGCUUUGACUCCCUGCUCACCGGGUUUCACAACAACAUCCUACACAUCUCGCCCAAGUCCAACUCUGAGAACAUAGCUGACAGACGACCUCUGUCAGCUCCUGUCAAACCUGCCAGAUCAGGUCAUCAGACCAACGGUAAAACUGGGUUUUACGACUUGACGUCACGACACCACGAAAUGACCAAUCGAGUCCCGUCUUUUACAGGUCAUGACCUUAAGGGAACACGGGAUCAACUGGAAGCGGUUAUAAUCGAGGACGAUGGUGAGGUCAAUGACCACCCAGUACUUAAAGAAAACGAACAGAUAGUUUACAUCUCCAAACACAAAGUAUUUCUAGGUCUGGAACUAGAGGGGGGCAGAGAUGGUUCGGGAGAUCAUCCCAUCAGGAUUAAAAGUGUCGUGCCUACAGGAGCAGCAUCAGACGACCAAAGACUCCAGCCAGGUGUAGAGGUGACCUGUGUCAAUGGAGUCUCUGUGGCUGGUAUGAGCAGGGAGGAGGCGACCAACCUCUUACAGAGAGCCUUCAGUCGCAAGAAGCCAACAAACCUUGGCAUUCAGAUUCGGCCUUGACACGGCAAACCUUGGCAUUGAUAUUUUACCUUGAUCAUGCUGCUCAGAUUCAACCUUGAUAUAACAAACCUUGGCAUACUAAUUCGACCUUGGCACGAUACCUUAGUACCGAUUGACGGUACUAAAACUUUAGAUAGAUCUAUGUGUUCAGAGAGUAUGGAGCAACUCGGUACAUUUUUCAACUGUACCAAGCUUAAGGUCUGCAAGCUUGCUAAGAAACAUGGAACCAUUUCAGAGGCUUUGCUAAGAAUUGUGGAACAUUAUAGGAAGGUGACUGUGCAUGGUAAACACACUACACAAGUGGGUUACACUUUUUAGCGUGAGGUAUGAUUGGCUGACUAAAAUAGACAAUUUCUAAAUUGAACGACUGUAGUUAUUUGUAAUUUCACAUUUUCGAUGCUGAGCAUUGUAUACAAAUUGUGAAUAUUUGUAGUAGAGUUUAGUUUUGAAUUAAAAUUUUAUUAGAGCGUGUAUAAAAAUUAGCUAGAGCGUUAAUUGAGAAAAAGAAUGAAAUAGAGAAAAUAAAGUAAAAUAAUGACUAAUCUCUAACAAUAAUUCGAGUCUAUGUAUAAUGACACUAUUGAUGGCAAUUUUGUUGUUUUGUUUUGAUCUAGCUUUUCGUCAAAAAGAGAUGAAGUCUGAAUCCUGAUUUGUUUUUGUUCAAAAAGAUUUAAACCAUUGUAAAUGUGAACAUUUUAUUAUUUUGUUCUAUCCUCAACAUAUUUGUAUUUGUAUCAAAGCUUCAUUUUAUGCAUUAGUGUUAGAUAUAUUUGUUUUACAAUGUUUACAUUACAUUGAUCCAGUAUGGGCCCAUGUAUAAAUUAUUAUAAUUGAUAUUAAAAUUCUACAAUAUUAGGCUACUUUGUAUCAUUUAUAAAUUAUCAUAUAUGCAGCUUUUUUGUGACCCUUCUUGAUCUCAUGCAGUCACGUAUGUUAUUAAACAAGCGUAGGCUUACAUAAUAUGUGGUCUCGUGUGUGGUUAAACAUACUUAAACACAUCACUUAUUCCUGCAAAUAAGUACUUGUUAGAAAAGAGUUAGAAUAUAUUCAAUGUGAUAUUUGACUGUAUAAAUUUUUAUAAACAUGAUGGGAACUUUUAUGUCAUGCAUUCUUCCAAAUCUAUUGAUAUAAAUAAAAUUUCGCUUU